GGAGGUGGAGGAGGAGGACGAGGAGGAGGUGGUCGUAGUGCUGGUAGCAGCGGCGGUGGUGCAGGAGGAAGGCCCGCGGACGUGCAACAAGUUAAGAGGCCGCCGCCGUCGACGUCGCUGUCCUCGCCACGAUGUGACAUGGAUAUCCUAGCCGUAGCCUGCGCCCUCGUCGCGACGGCACUCUACUGCAACACCCUGCAAGCGGGCUUCGUCUACGAUGACCGGAGAGCCAUCCUGACGAAUCCUGAUCUGCUGACGAGUACACCGUGGUAUCGGUUGCUCGAGAAUGACUUCUGGGGAACCCCGUUGACGGAACGCGGUUCGCACGGCAGCUACCGACCACUCUGCGUGGCUACCUUUCGUCUGAAUCACUUUCUGGGAGGCCUUGAACCCUGGGGCUAUCACUUGGUGAAUGUGGCGUUGCACGCCGCCUGCACCGUCCUCGUCGUCAAGGUAGCCAGAAAGGUCCUGCCAGGAAGGAGCAAUCUCGCGCACGCGAUCACGGGUUUCCUGUUUGCGGUCCAUCCCAUUCACAGCGAGGCUGUGGCCGGCAUAGUCGGACGCGCGGAUCUUCUUGCCUGUUUCCUGACCUUGACAUCUUUCCUGACGUACUCAGGCCAUUGUAAUCGCGCGCGAUCGCCGCUUCCGCUGCUGCUGGCCCUGGUAUCGUCGACGCUGGCCACCCUCGCCAAGGAAACGGGCAUAUCGUCGCUGGCACUCUGCCUUUUGUGGGAGCUCUGUCGCGGAGAACCAACUCGCAAGGGCAACUGCCUGUUCACACGGGGUCGGAGCGUCAUCAUUCUGUCAAGUGGUAUCGUGCUGCUCGCUCUGGGUCGGCUCAGGCUCGCGGGUGGCAGGCCGGAGUUCGCCAGCGCGGACAAUCCGACCGCCCGGCAUCCGUCGCGACUGACACGCGGCCUGACGUUCCUGUAUCUACCGGCGGCUAGCGCAAGAAUGCUGCUCUGUCCGAGCACGCUGAGCUUCGACUGGUCGAUGGACGCCGUGCCGCGCAUAACCAGCCCGCUGGACCCGCGGAACCUGGAGUCGGCGUGCCUGUACGUCGCCCUGAUCGUCGCCGGGUCCUGGGCGUUUCGGAGUCUGCGACGGCGACCGCGCCGAGACCCGGUGACGACGUGCAGUCCGCUCCGGCAGCAGGCGUACUCGCGCUCGGCGUCGUCCAGGUGCCCUGUAUGCGCCGGCAGACGUACCGGCGGCUGCCACACGGACGGCUGCAGAGCGGCCAACAACAACAACAAUAGCCCCUUCGGUGAUUGUCAUUGUGCCAAGAGGCCGAGCAACGGCGGCGGUGGCGGCUCCGCGAAUGUCGACGGCCGGCAAACGGCCGCCACCGCGGUCGCCGUAUCCUUGGGCUUCCUCGUGCUGCCGUUCCUCCCGGCGAGCAAUCUCUUCUUCUACGUGGGCUUCGUAAUAGCCGAGAGGAUACUGUAUUUGCCGAGCGUAGGCGCUUGCCUGGCGGUCGGCGCCGCGGUAUCCGGCUGUUACCGGAUGGCGAGGAGAAACGGGUCCAGGAGGCGAGGCAGAGCAGUGCUGAUCGCCGCGGCGAUCCUCAUCGGCGUGAUGUCGGCGAAGACGCUCGUGAGGAACACCGACUGGAGGGAUGAGGAGAGCCUCUACAAGUCCGCAUUGCGCGUCAACCCGCCGAAAGCUUACGGCAACUUGGGCAGCGUUCUGAGCGAGCAGGGCCGAGUGGCCGAAGCGGAGGAAGCGUUCGUCCAAGCGCUUCGCUAUCGACCGAACAUGGCAGACGUGCACUACAACCUGGGCAUCUUGCAGCAGGGCAGGAAGAAUUACGAAGAGGCGAUUUUAAGUUAUCAACGAGCCAUUCAUUUCCGACCUUCGUUAGCUCAGGCUUACGUGAAUCUGGGGGCCGCGCUGAUUUCGGUCGGACGUGGUACCGAGGCGGCUACGGUUUUACGCGCCGGCGCAUCCUUGGACGGAUCCGGCCUCAAGGACAAAAGGGCUCACGAGGCUGCCAGGGUGCAGGCCCUCCUUCAAUUAGGCGCACUGUAUGCCGAUCAGGGCAGAUUACAAAGAGCCCUGUCGGCAUACAGGGAAGCCCUGCGCGCCCUGCCGGAUCACUAUCCACCUCAGAGCGUGUACAAUCUGCUGGGCGAAACUCUAUCGAGGCUGCAACAAUACGCCGAGGCGGAAAGGUGGUUCCAGGCGAGUUUGGCCAGCCAGCCCGAUCACGUGCCGGCGCACAUUACUUAUGGGAAACUGUUGGCACGAAACUCGAGCCGCGUUCUGGAAGCAGAAAGAUGGUUCCUGAGGGCCCGCAGGUUGGCGCCGGACGAUCCCAGCGUACACCACCAUUACGGGCUGUUCCUGACGUCGCAGGGCCGACUGGUGGAGGCUGCCGAGGAGCAGCUACGGGCGGCCGAGCUGUCGCGUUCCGACUACGAGCUGUCGGUCGCGGCGGCCUCGGCCCUCAGACAGGCCGAUCGUCGCGAGGAGGCCGAGGUCUGGUACCGACACGCGGCCAGCUUGAGGCCGCACGAGGCCCGCAGCCACACAAAUCUCGGCGCGAUCCUACACCUGAACGGCAAGUACAAGCAGGCCGCAGCGGCGUACAAGGAGGCUCUCAGGCUGCAACCGGGCGACGCGACGACCAUUACGAAUUUGCACAAACUCGCAGCGAUCCUGGCGUGACCUGACCUGAACUCGAAGACGACGGUGGAGGAAGAGGAAGCGAGAACGUGGCGAGGCGAGAGAGAGGGUGCGAGCGAGGAUGGAGACGACGGUGUGUGUAUUAUACGACCCCGCACGACAAGGAAGACCCCUUCUUACCGACUCUUACCGUGUACCCCGAGACCCCCAUCAGCCCGAUCUUCCUACCGAUAUUCGUUUAUAUCUCUGCGUCGUCGGCGACGCGCGCGUUCACGUCGACGGCGCGCGGCCGACUCGUAUCGCCUGCUAUGGUAUGUAAAGAAUAAAGCUUCCUUUAUUUUUCUCUAAUA
This is a messenger RNA of Ooceraea biroi (clonal raider ant), 2978 nucleotides long. RefSeq names its product Transmembrane O-mannosyltransferase targeting cadherins 2 (gene Tmtc2). Gene Ontology annotation, biological process: protein O-linked glycosylation via mannose. NCBI's taxonomy places the organism in Eukaryota, Metazoa, Arthropoda, Insecta, Hymenoptera, Formicidae. Gene Ontology annotation, molecular function: mannosyltransferase activity; protein binding. The record is from RefSeq and is a predicted model, not a curated record. Gene Ontology annotation, cellular component: endoplasmic reticulum membrane.